CAGUUACGAGAGAUAGUCGACUCGAGGCAGUCAAGCCGACACGAUGUUCUGGGCAGAUGCAAUUUACGUUGCAAUACUUGUAUCUUGUGUAUUUGCUGGUUCUUUGUAUAAAAAAGUCGAGGAUGUAUACGUGAAGCAAUGGAUCUCUACAAUUCUGGGUUUCAUUUUGGCUACAAUAGUUUCUGGAAGUCAUGUAAUUCAUCCUAUAAUCAGUACUGUGAUUAACGCGAUUAUUAUAACCAAGAUCUCGCCAAAGAAAUGUCAUCUGGCUAGCAUUUUCUUUUCAUUCUUCUAUCUACUUAUUAUAUUUCGAUUAGGAGAUUGCGUUGGUUUACCAACAUCACCAUCUCAUACAAACCUGGUGCUCAUGAUAUUAACAUUAAAAUUAUCUGGACUGGCUUUUGAAAUAAAUGUAGCUAGUAGUACACCACCCAAUGAUGCAGAAGGAGCAAAUUCUGAAGCUAUACAAAAUGUUGGAUUUGUGGAUGUAUUUCACUAUGGUUUUAGCUACAUGGGAAUCUUGACUGGCCCGUAUUAUCGAUACAGAACAUAUUGGGAUCAUCUGCACAGACCAUUUUCCAAAUAUGCGGAUCCAUGGCCCCUUACAUUAUACAAACUUAAGCAAACUGCAUGUUUUGUUGUAUUAUAUCUCGUGAUAAAUGAAUUAUACCCCACCAGAUACGUUUUAACAGAUGAAUUUGCCGAGCGGGCAUUUCUGUACAGAUACCUUUAUAUGUAUCCUGCCUUCCUUACUUUUAAACUAAGAAUGUACAUUGGUAUGGCCCUUGCCGAAUGUGCUUGCCAGAUGGCUGGACUUGGAGUGUAUCCUGUGGAAUCCAAACCUAUAAUAGGAUUAGGACCACGAGAUUACAAAAUCAUUGAAACUUUAUCUACUACACCCGAAAAAUUGAAAGAUGCAGAGUUUAACUUUGAUACCAUAUAUAAUAUGAACGUUUGGAAGCUAGAAAAGUGCCAUUCAACAAGAAUAGCUAUGAAAUCUUGGAAUGCUUGCAUUCAAUAUUGGAUGGGCGUUUACGUGUAUAAAAGGUUUCCAUAUAAAAGUUUACGAACUCUUGCCACUUUUACACUUUCUGCAGCCUGGCAUGGUUGGUCAGCUGGUUACUAUAUUUGUAUUUGUCAAAUUCCUAUGUUUUUAAUGAGCGAAGAUAUAGGCAUUAAAUUUUAUCAGCAGAGUGAAGAAAAUAGUUUGGCCAAGAAAGGAUGGCAGUUACUUUUAUGGUAUGAGAAAACAACCUGCAUGGCAUAUUUAGGAAUACCAUUCCUAUUGCUAGAUUUUGGAGAGUCACUACAUUAUUAUAAAAGCGUAUAUUUUUCUGGACAUAUCCUAGCAAUCGCACUAUACGUAAUUUUUCGCUUUUUGAAACCCCGUAUUAUAAAAACCCAUAGAGAAUAAGGAUGAAGAUAAUAGUCUGCUACGCUAGUAUUUAAUGCUGCAUGCACAUAUUUUCGAGUAAAUGAAUCACUUUGUCUCUCAAAAUAGUUUAGGUAUUUUUUUUAAGUACUGAAUUUUUACAAAUUAUAGUUAUAUUUACCAACAUUAUGUCAGCAAUACCGUUAAGCUGUUACGAAAUGUAUGUAUACUUACAUACAUACUUUACACCAUGAUUGAGCUAGUCAGUUAGUGUAAUAAUGAAAAUAUUCUUCUGACGUGUUACUUCCAUAGAUUCUACUUAAAGAAUGAAAAUAAAAUGCUCUCUGAUGUUAAGAGGGUUUUUAUUCUUCCAUUUGUAAUAACGAGUAAGUCAGAAAUAAUAAAAAUUCCAUUUGUUUAGUA
This is a messenger RNA of Hylaeus anthracinus, 1795 nucleotides long. It is a transcript of the gene frj, whose product is annotated as lysophospholipid acyltransferase 7. The transcript has 6 exons. Gene Ontology annotation, cellular component: mitochondria-associated endoplasmic reticulum membrane contact site; membrane. Gene Ontology annotation, molecular function: lysophospholipid acyltransferase activity. Gene Ontology annotation, biological process: lipid modification; phosphatidylinositol biosynthetic process. Lineage: Eukaryota; Metazoa; Arthropoda; Insecta; Hymenoptera; Colletidae. Bases 44 to 1414 code for a protein of 456 amino acids. The record is from RefSeq and is a predicted model, not a curated record.